AUGAAGCGUAUGGGCAAGAAGCAGGAGUUGAGAAGAAACUUCCGAACUCUAUCAACGAUUGCUUUCACCAUCAUUCUCCAAGGAACUUGGGAGGUCCUUCUGACUGCUACCACCCAAGGAAUGACCAACGGUGGUCUCGCAGGCUUAGUGUGGUCCUAUAUCUGGACCUUCUUCGGUUUCAUCUUUGUUGUCCUCUCGCUGGCCGAGAUGGCUUCCAUGUGCCCAACUGCUGGCGGUCAAUACCACUGGAUCUCUGAAUUUGCUCCUCCUUCACAACAGAAGAUCCUGAGUUUCCUCGGAGGCUGGAUGUCUACUCUCUCUUGGCAAGCUGGUACAGCCUCUGGUCCGUACUUGGUCGGCACUCUCAUCCAGUCAUUGAUCUACGAGAACGACACAAGCUACGAAUUCAAGAACUGGCAAGGCACCCUGUUUGUCAUCGCCAUCGCUUUGGUAGUUUGGGCCACCAACAUCUGGGGAGCUAGAGCAAUGCCCGUCUUCCAGAACCUCAUGAUGAUUGUCCACGUCUUUGGCUUCUUGGUUAUCAUCGUCAUGAUUUGGGUCUUGGCUCCUAGAAAUACAGCAUCAGAUGUCUUCGGCACUUUCACCAACUCUGGUGGCUGGAGCUCUAUGGGUCUCUCCCUGAUGGUUGGCCAGGUCUCAGCAGUCUAUGCCUGUAUCUGUUCCGAUGCAGCUGCUCACGUCAAGGAUGCUGGAAGAAACGUUCCCAGAGCCAUGAUCUGGUCAUACUUCUUGAACGGUGCUCUCGGUCUUGUUUUCCUCAUCACCUACAUGUUCAGCGUUGUCGAUCUUUCCGGUGCUGUCGAUGAUGCCAGCAACGGCUCAGGCUACCCAUACAUGUAUGUCUUCACCAAGGCCUUCAGCAUGCCCGCUUUCAACACACUCUCGGCUAUCGUCGUUAUUCUGAUCUACGCCGGCACACUGUCCUACAACUUGUCGACUUCUCGUCAGACUUGGUCUUUCGCUCGUGACCAAGGUCUGCCCUUCAGCGACUGGAUUGCAAAGGUCGACCCUAAGCUCGAGGUGCCAAUCAACUCGGUCACCGCUACCACUGCAUUCACCAUCAUUCUCUCGCUCAUCAACAUUGGUUCCGACGCUGCCUUCAACGCCAUCGUCUCGCUCAACCUCACCUCUCUGAUGAUCACCUACAUGGUCAGUAUUGGCUGUGUCCUCUACCGCCGCCUGACAAACCCAGAGCUUCUGCCCAACUGCAGAUGGUCCCUCGGCCGCUGGGGAGUGCCUAUCAACACUUUUGCUGUGUUGUACUCCACUUUCGUGUUCUUCUGGAUGUUCUGGCCUCAGACAACCUCCAAUGCCGCUGCUGACUUCAACUGGUCGGUGCUCAUGUUCAUGGUUGUUUUAAUUGUUGCUGUGAUCGACUGGAUCUUCAGAGGAAGAAAGGUUUAUGCUGGUCCUGUUGUCCUGACCGAGGGCUACAAGGGCGAGUAA
Molecule: messenger RNA, 1467 nt
Organism: Aureobasidium melanogenum CBS 110374
Lineage: Eukaryota; Fungi; Ascomycota; Dothideomycetes; Dothideales; Saccotheciaceae
Product: amino acid transporter
Exons: 3
Coding region: 1-1467 (488 amino acids)
Biological process (GO): transmembrane transport
Cellular component (GO): membrane
Molecular function (GO): transmembrane transporter activity
Source: RefSeq, a predicted model, not a curated record